Messenger RNA from Trichomonas vaginalis G3, 924 nucleotides. Its product is annotated as DNA/RNA polymerase superfamily. The transcript has a single exon. The annotation marks the transcript as partial. The record is from RefSeq and is a predicted model, not a curated record. Lineage: Eukaryota; Parabasalia; Trichomonadida; Trichomonadidae.
AUGUGUGGUAAAGCGUUUACAUAUGCAAAUAAACCAACAUUGGAUAGAAUCGAUAAUGAAAAACCACAUACCAAAGAAAAUUGUCAGUUAAUGUGUUGUUAUUGCAAUGUCGUAAAAUCAAAUAAAGAUGAAGAUGUUCAACGUUUAAGAAUCAAUUUAAGAAAUUACGCAUUAAAAAAUAAUUUACCAAUGACUUUAGAUUCGGUUGAAGCUUAUCACAUUCUCCGUAAUGGAAUUACUGGUGGUUUAUCAAAUGUUCAACAUAGAGUAAAUCUUAAAGGAAUCACGCACAUUAAUAAACUUUCAUAUAGUCCAGAAACUAAAACUGUAUCAAAUGAGGACACCACCAAUAUUAUGACUCAUUUCGUUGGAGUUGACUUUAAUUCAUUAUAUCCUUCAUCAUUUUCAUCUAAUCCUCAUGAUUUCAUUCAAUAUACUGACCAUAAAAUGUAUAUGCCGGGAAGAUUGAAUGGUGUUAUCAUUUGUGAUACAGCAACAAAGAAAGCAAAAGCAGUGGGAAUAAUUAAGAAGAAAAAUACUUUAUUCGUGGCUGAAGUAAAGGGUCACAUUGAUGAAAAAUACAUUAAUGAUUACAUAAACUUUUUACCGAUAAUAAGAAACUUAGAUAUUAUCACAGAUGAAAAAACAAUUGGUAGUUUUAUGUAUAAUUACAUGAAAUCAAACAAUCUACCAGUUGACCAGAAACAGAGGAAAUUAACUCAGUUAGCAUCAACACACAACCAAUAUCAACCAUUUUCUUCUUAUUAUCUAUGGUAUCUAAUCGACAGAUUUCAUUUUAUCAUUGAUGAUAUUCAAUCAAUUUUAACAUUUACUAAAAACACUUGUUUUAAUGAAUUUGCGAACAAAUUUAUGAACGAAAGACAAAAGGCUGAAUUAGAAGGAAAUAAAGGAAAAAGUUUAUUU